CCGCGGCGCUAUCGCCUGACGACCAUCAGCCUUUGCCGACACUAUGGGCUUUUCUCCAUAUAAAUAAUCGGAGCCGCGACGGCGGCGGGCGGCGCUUUGGGGGUGGAAAGUGAAGGUGGUGGCGGUGGAGGAGGUGGCGGCGCGGGGGUAGAUUGUUGCCCGAGAUUGCGCGGUGGUGGCGGCAGUGCUUGUGGUGCGGCUCCUGUCAUGAGUCCGGCCGGGUGCUCCCAUGUGAACAGUUUUAAGGCGGACAAUUGGAAGCAGAGCCUGCGAGUGAUUUACCAGUGCUUUGUGUGGAGCGGGACUGCGGAGAGCAGGAAGAGGAAGGCAAAAUCUUGCAUUUGUCAUAUGUGUGGUGGUCACCUCAACCGGCUCCAUUCCUGUCUAUACUGUGUCUUCUUUGGCUGUUUCACCAAGAAACACAUACACGAGCACGCAAAGUCUAAGCGCCACAACUUAGCCAUAGACCUCUUGUAUGGGGGUAUAUAUUGUUUUAUGUGUCAAGAUUAUAUAUAUGACAAAGACAUGGAACAAAUUGCCAAAGAAGAACAAAGGAAAGCAUGGAAGUUACAAGGGGUUGGUGAAAAGUAUUCAACAUGGGAACCAACAAAAAGAGAAUUGGAGCUAUUACGGCACAAUCCUAAACGGAGGAAAAUAACUACAAAUUGUACCAUUGGUCUCCGAGGCCUCAUAAACCUAGGGAACACCUGCUUCAUGAAUUGCAUUGUCCAGGCACUUACCCACACUCCAUUACUCCGUGAUUUUUUCCUUUCCGACCGACACAAAUGUGAAAUGCAGAGUCCCAAUUGCUGUCUAGUCUGUGAAAUGUCUAGGCUAUUUCAGGAGUUCUACUCUGGAUAUCGAUCUCCACAUAUUCCAUAUAGGUUACUGCAUUUGGUGUGGACACAUGCACGGCAUUUAGCAGGGUACGAACAGCAGGAUGCACAUGAGUUUUUGAUCGCUGCACUAGAUGUUCUACAUAGGCACUGCAAAGGUGAUGAUAACGGGAAGAAAGCCAGCAAUCCAAACCACUGUAACUGCAUAAUUGACCAAAUCUUCACUGGGGGACUGCAGUCUGAUGUCACUUGCCAAGUCUGCCAUGGUGUCUCCACUACGAUAGAUCCAUUCUGGGAUAUUAGCCUCGACUUGCCCGGGUCUUCCACGCCAUUCUGGCCCUUAAGCCCUGGCUCUGAUGGGAAUGUUGUGAAUGGAGAAAGCCAUAUGUCCUCCGGUACCACCACACUCACAGACUGUCUACGAAGGUUUACAAGACCUGAGCAUCUCGGAAGCAGUGCCAAAAUAAAAUGUAGUGGUUGCCAUAGUUACCAAGAAUCAACAAAACAGCUUACAAUGAAGAAACUUCCCAUAGUGGCCUGUUUUCAUCUCAAACGGUUUGAACACUCGGCCAAGUUACGGCGAAAGAUCACUACAUACGUCUCUUUUCCACUGGAGCUGGACAUGACUCCGUUCAUGGCUUCUAGUAAAGAGAGCAGGAUGAAUGGACAGUACCAGCAGCCUGUGGAUAGUCUAAGCAAUGACAAUAAAGUCCUAUGUGAACAGCACAGGCUGAGAGAGAUGCAACUUGUGUGUAUGUGUGGGCAUGACAUCAUAACUGGCAAGCAACCCAAUCACAAGUAUUCACUGUUUGCUGUAGUCAAUCAUCAGGGAACACUGGAAAGUGGGCACUAUACCAGCUUCAUUCGACAACACAAGGACCAGUGGUUUAAAUGUGAUGAUGCAAUUAUCACCAAGGCUAGCAUAAAAGAUGUGCUAGAUAGUGAAGGGUAUCUCUUGUUUUAUCACAAACAAUUCCUUGAAUACGAGUAGCCUUAUCAGACUGGGGGAAGUCUUCAGAACGAUACACAACCUACCUGAAACUCUAAGUACUGUCAGCACUGAGUGAACCUACUUGACAUUGACUUUGGUCUGAAGGAAUGAGACGGCACCCAAUGGAAUGCGACUGAGGAGGCACGAGUUAUCCUCAAAGCUGCAGCCCGCAUCUCUGGAAAGAAGGGAGGGGGGAGGGUACACAUCUCUGCUUCUGUUCCCAUGGUGCUCCAGCUUCAGCUGACCAAGUGUAUAACAAUAAUAACAAACCAUCCCAUUGAUAUGUGAUGAGUUUGAGAGCAAAUGGAUGGUAUUAAUGACUUGCAGAUACACUUCUGUGGAUUUAGAUAUUGAGUACUGUAUGAAACGUAGGCAUAUAUUUUCAGAAAAAUGGCCAUUAAAACUGAAUGCAGUACUGAGACAGGUUUUCAGUAUGUAUGUGUUGCCAGAGGACUGCGGAUUAAUACAACCUGACAGAUCUCUCUAUUGGGCCCAGGUUUGUUUGCCUUCUAGCUUUGUUAUUUUUAUUCCUGUCAAAGGUUCAGAGCAGCUGUGCCGUAAUGAAACUGUACUGGACUUGGUAUUUGUUUAUUGUACAAACGCUCAUGUUUUAAGAUGGCCUUACAUCACAGUGGUGGAAAAUUUUGUGUUUGUGUCUUAAAAUAUGCAUGCGUGUACGUGCAUGCAUAUGUGCGCACACGCAUGCACACACACAUUGCAGUUUGAAUAGUGGCCACAGUGACUGCUCUGGAUUCUUCCCUUCGGUUUAUUUUUUAAAUUAUGCAGUCUGGGCAUAGCAGUAGAUCAAUGUUUGAGACUUUUGCUGUUUUGUCAGAAAGUAGGAUCCAUGUGGCAGUCUGAGUGGCCUUCAUUAUACGAAACUAUGUGAUCAGACCAGAGGGGCCUGAGUCAAGGGAAUGCUGAUGAAAUGCAGCCCGUUCUGUUUAUUCUCACUUUUAUAUUCUGUAUUUUUGCUUUUGGAACUAUGAUUCACAAAUCAAAUUUUCUGUACAUCUUUCUUAAGCAGGACGGGAUGUUGAGGAGCAACUCCCGAAGAGCUUGUUCCACGGGAGCUGAUAUUGCUCAUUUCAUAAUGUUGUACAAUCUCGGUUAAAGAUAAAUGUUUUAUUUAUACACAAAAAAAAAUCAUAAAACAGAGCAUAACUAUGAUUAAAAGUUCAUGGUGAUUAGCAAGCAUCCUGGAUGCCAUGUUGAUUCUCAGUAAACCAUCUGGCCCAUUAAAUAUACCUUUUUAAGGCACGGUCCCAUUUGUUGCACUAUUAUCCUGUUAAAGGUUAAUCCCUCACUGGGUUGCUUUGACCCAUUGCCUAUAUGAAAUAAUGUGUCUUCCCCUACCAGAGCAAGAAGCCAGCCCUUUGUUACUUGCUUUUGGUUCAGCCUUCAUAAAAUACUGUAGUUACUAGAUUGGGAAGCAAUUAAACCAAUGUUUCUGAGAACAUGGCAUCCAUAUCGUGGUUGCUGCAGCUCUGUGCUUAUUGUGAUAGGUUUUUGUGUAGCUGCUAGUAAUCAGGGCACCAACAUAGAGAGAAAUGCAAGGCACUGUGGAACCAAAUCCAAAUUCUAGCCACUUGAGUUAGACGGGGUAACUAUUGUAGGAAGUUCUUGGUGUAGCAUCAGUAGAUGGAAUCCCAGUUGGUAUUUACCAUAUAUUUGAAAAACUACAGUCAAACUUUACAAAAGCAGAAUACAACUCAAUCCAAAUGCAAACUGAUGCAAUUAAACUUUCCUAGCAUCUGCUGUACUUGAGAUGAUACAAGCUUUACAAUGAUACAAGAUGUCAUUUUUUUCAACGGAAUUGGCACAUAAAUGAUUAUUUCCAAUUUGGCCAAACCUUUGACACAGCAGUUUGUUCAUGUGGAAAUGCUGAGUCUUGUGGCAAACUCCUCAAAAUAACAAGAUUUUGUAUUUCUGAGACUGAAGAUAGAAUCUGGAAUAUUCCCUUUUGCUAUUCUCCUUUUAAAAUAGAAUAAUUUGUUUGAAUUCCACAGUCUGUUCUACUCAAUUUGAUUUUUUUUAUUUUCUUGCCAUAAAACGACAGCAGGAAAUUGUAAAUAUGUGUGGUCUAGCCUGAAAUUUGCGCUUAUAAGUUUAUUCACAAACUAGACAUAUGGCAGCUGGUUAUUGGAUUAUGAGACCCUGUCAAUUGAAUCUGCCUGCCAGGCAAUUGGUCAUACCGGAGUGGAAUUUCAGUUAACCUGUGGAAGCAUUUUUAGUCAAUUUUCCCCUCGGCACCUCUCUGUGUAUUAACAAAUAAAGGUUCCAGAGUGCUUUAUAUUCCUCAGGAGCUCAGAACUCAAAACUUUGUCACUCGGCUUAAAAAUACUAAUGCAAGUUGAGUUUCAUUCGUGUUCAUUCCUCUGGAAUAGGCCUUCUAAAUAUUGGGUUUUCUUGUAACUACAGUGAAGUGUAGAACCUGUGCUGUUUACAUGUAGGUGAAUGCAGUGUAAGUCCCACGCGGGCAUUUCAUAUGCCAUCCCCUGUGUAUUGUGCGGUGCGCCAGAAACUUGAGUAUUUGGGUAUGGCAUGGGCAAUGUCCACAUGGCAGUGUAAGCUACAUUUUGAGAAUUGUUUUCUCGUACAUUUAAGGUCAAGUGACAGGUUUUCCAUUAUUGUGGUAAGAAAUUUUCCCUCCAUACAUUCCCAUCUAAACUUUUUAAUGUUGCUGUGCAAACAAAAUGAUUCGUACAGAUUAGUAAUACAGGUUUCUUGCACUGAUUUUGUCUGAAAUGAUGUAAUAGCUAAUGAAUGUUAAUUGAUUUUUGAUCUGAAAGCAAAAAUAAGAUGUUCAACAUGACUCUUAUAAUCCUACUGUUAAUACAACUGCUAAGCAUUGGCUAUAACAUUCAUUUUGAUGGUAGUUUUAGAUAAUCUCCAAAGUAGCAUUGUUAGUGGUAAUUACUUUAUUUUAUUUUUUUUAAAAGGUGAGUUUUUAUUUAUUUUCAUUCACAAUUAUGCAAAAAUCUCAAACAUGUCACUUGGCCUUUAGAUUGUCUGACAUCCUGCAAUGGACUCUUGCUCCACUUUAAACAGAUGUGUAGCCCACUGUAGUGGAAUGGAUUCACUAACAGAAGUGAAAACAUCCAACUGUAAUACGACUGCUUUCACACACCUUGCCCUCAAAGCUUACAAAAAAAUCAGCCUCCCCAGUUUGAUAAGUGAUGCCCUCAGCUCAUGAGCUUGGGUAAUCACAAUGCAUUCGGAGAGUUGCCCUCUUUAUUUGUGGGUAUUAGUGUUUGGUAUACAAAAGCUGCUUAAAAUAAAAUGCAUUUCCCGGAGUGCCAGGUGGGUCAGGCAUUUCCCAUGCUAAGGGUCAUUUGUUAAUGCACUAUCCUCUAUAUUAAAAAAAUGUAAGGACUCCCAUUAAUAUCCUCCAGACAGGGUAAUGUAUAUUUGAAUUCAGCCCCACUAUGUUAUUCUAGUUCUCCAUUUGUGGUAUUGCCUGCAGUACCAAUUUCAUUUGUAAUCUCAUUUGAUUUUUAUUUUCCAUGUUCUGAAAAAGCGAAAUGUCAAAAUAAAUCAUUUGACUAUGGGA
Molecule: messenger RNA, 5380 nt
Organism: Amblyraja radiata (thorny skate)
Lineage: Eukaryota; Metazoa; Chordata; Chondrichthyes; Rajiformes; Rajidae
Gene: usp22
Product: ubiquitin specific peptidase 22
Exons: 14
Coding region: 208-1827 (539 amino acids)
Biological process (GO): protein deubiquitination
Molecular function (GO): zinc ion binding; cysteine-type deubiquitinase activity
Source: RefSeq, a predicted model, not a curated record